AUGGAUCUGCUUCUCCUGCUCACCUUGCUCCUCCUUGCGCACGCGGCGGCUUGCCUGGUGCGCACGGCGGUCGCCCACCGCCGGCGGUCGCACUGCUACCUCCUGGACUACGUCUGCCACAAGCCGUCCGACGACCGAAAGGUGAGCACGGAGAUGGCCGGCAGCCUCAUCUUUCGCAACCACCGCCUCGGCCUCCCCGAGCACCGCUUCCUCCUGCGCGUCAUCGUCCGCUCCGGCAUCGGCGAGCACAGCUACUGCCCGCGCAACUUCGUCGAGCGCCGCGAGCACGCGCCCACCCACCAGGACGCGCUCGACGAGAUGGACGCCUUCUUCGACGCCGCCAUCUUCGACCUGUUCCAACGCACCGGCAUCGCGCCCGGCGACGUCGACGUGCUCGUCGUCAACGUCUGCAUGUUCUCCCCGGGGCCGUCUCUCGCCUCCCGGAUCGUGCGCCGCUUCGGCAUGCGCGAGGACGUCGCCGCGUACAACCUCUCCGGCAUGGGAUGCAGCGCGGGGAUCGUCUCGCUGGACCUCGCGCGCAACGCGCUGCGGGCGCGGCCGGCGUCCGUCGCCCUCGUCGUCUCCACCGAGUCCAUCGCCCCGCACUGGUACACCGGCACCGACAGGUCCAUGAUGCUGGGUAACUGCCUGUUCCGCUGCGGCGGAGCCGCCGCGCUGCUCACCAACGACCCCUCGCUCGGCAGGCGCGCCAAGAUGGCGCUCCGCCACCUCGUGCGCGCCAACAUCGCCGCCGACGACGAGGCGCACGCCAGCGCGCAGAAGCGCGACGACGGCAGCGGCCGCGCCGGGAUCAGCCUCAGCAAGGACCUUCCCAAGGCCGCCGCCCGGGCACUGACCCUGAACCUGCGCCGCCUCGCCCCGCGCGUCCUGCCCGUGACCGAGCUCGCGCGGUUCGCUGUCCGUAACCUUUGCAACAACCUAGUUCUCUCCCGCGGCCACGCCAAGAAAACACACGGCGCUGCUGCCAACAAGAUCAACUUCAAGGCCGGCGUGGAGCACUUCUGCAUCCACCCCGGCGGCACGGCGGUCAUCGAGGGGGUGAAAGGGAGCCUAGGUCUCGACGCCUACGACGUGGAGCCGGCGCGGAUGACCCUGCACCGUUGGGGGAACACGUCGGCGAGCAGCCUGUGGUACGUGCUGUCGUACAUGGAGGCCAAGGGGAGGCUCAAGAGAGGAGACAGGGUGCUCAUGCUGACGUUCGGGUCGGGCUUCAAGUGCAACAGCUGCGUGUGGGAGGUGAAGGGCUGCAUGGCGGACAAGGGCGCCUGGGCAGAGUGCGUCGAGGAAUACCCGCCGGAGAGCAUGGCGAACCCCUACAUGGAGAAGUAUAGCUGGUUGAACGACGUCCAAGGCGACGCCCUGCUUCUAUAG
This is a messenger RNA of Lolium rigidum, 1392 nucleotides long. RefSeq names its product 3-ketoacyl-CoA synthase 12-like. The coding region runs from base 1 to 1392 and encodes 463 amino acids. Gene Ontology annotation, molecular function: acyltransferase activity, transferring groups other than amino-acyl groups. Gene Ontology annotation, biological process: fatty acid biosynthetic process. Gene Ontology annotation, cellular component: membrane. Lineage: Eukaryota; Viridiplantae; Streptophyta; Magnoliopsida; Poales; Poaceae. The transcript has a single exon. The record is from RefSeq and is a predicted model, not a curated record.